Molecule: messenger RNA, 3570 nt
Organism: Octopus bimaculoides (California two-spot octopus)
Lineage: Eukaryota; Metazoa; Mollusca; Cephalopoda; Octopoda; Octopodidae
Biological process (GO): centrosome cycle; spindle assembly; microtubule nucleation
Cellular component (GO): mitotic spindle microtubule; HAUS complex; centrosome
Source: RefSeq, a predicted model, not a curated record
GAGUGUGCGUGUGCGCACGAACAUCUCUGUGCUGUGAGAGUGGAUGUGUGUGUGGAGUUAUGUAUACGCGUGUGCGUGCGAGUAUGUCUCCUGUGAAAGUGGAUGUGUGUGUGCGCGCGCGUGUGUGUAUGUAUGUGUGAUCUGAGCGUAUAAAGCUCUCCUGACUGGAGAGGCGAGAAAGUCAUUACCGCUCAAUUUCAAAUUCAAAAUGGGAAAGAUGCAAGUUGAAGAUGAUCGCUGUUAUUACGAUGACGUCUAUAGAUGUCUCUCUGAAGUGCAUUGUAUGUCAAAGAAAUAUGGACUCGGCGAGAAGUUAAGUCAUGAAGAGCUGAAAGAAAGGCAAAGGGCACCACUCACUCGGAAGUACCAAUCCUUCGCCUUGAUUGAUGUCCUGCAGCAGACGCGAUCGACGCAGAAGUUAAUCAAUGACGUUCAGCUUAAGAAACAGGAAAGAAUGCUUCAACAUGAGGCAGAAGAUAUUAUAUCAUGCACUAAAAUAGAGAAGAACCUCAAUGAAAUCUCUUCCUUCAAUGAAUAUUUGAAAACCAUUCUUCAGAAGAAACAGUCACUUCUUACUAAUCUGCAAAGACCUCUCGUUGAAAAUGCUAUCAAACUUGAAGUGAAGUAUCACAGUAUUUUUGUGAAAAUGUUGUCCCAUUCUGCAAAUGUUUUGCAAAAUUUGAUGAAAAACAUUGAAAACAUCAACUGGAUAAAAUUAACAAAGUUAGCAGCUCCAAAUAAACUGCCUGAAAUCGUUGAUUAUAUUGAGACCAACUUGGCCCAAGUUAACACAAAUUAUCACUUAAUGUGCCAGAUUAAAACUCGUUUGAAUCUAUUACAAAAUCCAUAGAAACAAAUCCCAAAUAUUUUCUCCUUUGAAAAGCGGUUUUAGAUUUAUCAUCUGCUUGGUUAUCUUUCUGCUUAACUGUAAUUUUGGAGCAGCAAUAAUUUCUUUAAUUUGAAAUAUUCACUGGCAGUUUAUUCAAAUUUAUUUCUUUAACAUAUACAAUUUAUUUAUAUAUUAACCUCUUGACAAGCAUGGUUUAUCAAAUUCAAUGUUGAAGCAUAGCCUUCGGGACUGACUCUUCCCUUUUUUAUGUUGUCUUGAUAUAUGGGGACCAGUCCUAAACAUCUAAUCUAUUUAUCAUUAGCUCACCUAUUAGAUUUGAUAUGGAAUAUAUGACUCUACUAUUGUCCUUUUAAGUGGAUCUUGAUGCUUCACAUGAUGUGGGCCAAGUCUUGUGAGUCAAUGCAUUUGUGUAAAAAUUAAAUUCUAAAAUUAAAACAACAGUCUGUCUUCACUUCCUCUUCUUGCUAAAAGCUUUUCUGAUGGUUAUCUGGUUAAAGUUCUCUCCAAAGCAAUCAUGAGGAAAUGAUUGCUUAAUUGAUAGUUAAGAGGCCUGUUGUCUCUCAAAAAACUUCUGUUUACAUAACACACAAAAUAGAACUUUUCUUAUUUGUUUCCAUCCUUUCAGGGUUGACAAAAUACCAAUCAAAUAUUAAGGUGGGGCUGGCUAUGUAAUUGCCAAAUAUUUCCCUUCAAAAUUAUUGGUCUUGUGCCAAAAUUAGAUAUUAUUAGUCUAAUUCUUUAUUGUUUUUGUUUCUCCUUAGCUCUGAUGUUUGUGCUUUCCUUAUAUAUUCUGUUUAUAAUUGUCAGUAUUUUCUACAUGUUACAGUUGUGGUGUUUCAUAUUCUUUUCUUGUUCUUCACUUCCUGUAUUUUGACUUUAUGGUAUUGCUUCUUACGAAAGUGUUAUUGUCUAAGUUAAUAAAGUUCUACAUAUUUAUUAACUGUCUUUAUGUAAUUUUUUUGUCAAAUAAUUAAACCUGAUCUGAGUGAAUUUCUCCCAGGUUUUUAAUUUUUGUUCUUUAGUUUGUUUUUAGUUCUGUAUCUUUUUGUUAAUGGCUGUUGGUAUUUUCUACGUUGUCAUGGCGUUUUGUAUAUAAUUCUUUUCUUAUCGUUUAUGUCCCAUCAUUGACUUCAUAGUUAAAUUUAUUUAUCUAGUGAAAGUGUUAUUAAUUUGUUAAGUUAAUAAAGUUUUGUAUUGUACAUUCUAAUAAAUUAUUAGCUGUCAUUUAAUUUUUUUGUCAAAUAAUUAAAACGUGAUCUGAGUUGAUUUCUCUUGUUUGUUUAAUCUUCGUGGUUUUUGUUUUUAAGCUCUUUGUUUUACCUUCUGUUAACAUCUAUGUUUUUUAAUGUUUUAAUGUCUUUAUUUAAAUGUACUUACUUAGAAUAUGUCUACUUUUACUCGUUUGUGUUUUAAUGUGUUUUAGUAGUUAUAAGUAAUAUAGAUUCACUUUAUACCUAACAAACAUUUUAGUGAUAAUAAUUAUAUUUCCUUUCAUACUCUUUUUAAAAACUUUUCUACCGUGGCUUCAUUAAUUAACUGUAUUCUACUAAUUAGCAAAAUGUUCUGCUGUCAUUUUUCAGUACUUCUCUUGAGUCCUCUGCCUCUUAACUUCAAACGAGCCAGCAAUUAGCAGUUCUUUCUUACUUAAAGCUGUGAAAUAGGUUCAGACACAGGUAUUGUCAAUUUUUCGUUGCUUGAAGAGGAAGCUGUACAAGGCAGCUAAGGACAUUGUUUACUUAGAAGAAAGCAUGAAACACACUCACUGUAUACACUACAUCCAAUGGUUUUCAACGAUUGAACAGUUAUUCAGUUGACAUGAUAUUCUCAGUAUUGUAAUCUCUUAAGAAAUGUGUAUGAUAUCCACAAAAGCCAAAAUACCAGUUCAAAAUCUAUGUUUAUAGCAUCGGUUCAUGACUUUGCAAUUAUGUAUUUUAUAAGUCAUCAUCAUCAUCAUUUGGCAUCCAUGUUCCAUACUGGCAUGGGUUGGAUAGUUUGACAGGAUCUGAUGUGUCCAAGCUCCAAUGUCUGCUUUGGCAUGGUUUUUUUUUUUUUAAUUUUUUUUUAUGGCAUGGACUUUAUUAUAAUUGAAGAACAAAAUCCGGGAAAUGAAUCUUCUGAAGAAGGUUUAUAGACAGAUCUUGUAACAAUGUUGCUCAAAUCCACAGUUGAGAACUCCAUUCUGAUUUUAUGGUGACUUCUGCUAUGGAGCCACAUUAAAGCUGUCACUACUGCAUGGACAAUCAGGAAGCACAACUACUAAAACCCUAUCAUGUUUUCUGGGGUGGUCAUCUGGGUCUUUCUACAUCUCAUGUGAGCAGAGGAUAUUGCAAUGCAUCUUGCUGCGAUGCUCACCCAAGCUGUUUUAAAGGGGUGGGUGUUAAAAAGUAUUGGUUGAAACAGUCCUCGUCUGGAAAAUUCCUGUCUUGUCUCUUUAAGUUAAAAAGCUUCAUGUGAGAUACCUUUCUCUUUAACAAAUAUCUUCAAAGAAUGAAAAUAUUGAUUUGUAUGUUUAUUUUUGUUUUUAAUCUUUAUUGUUUCAUGCCAUCAAGCAUUCAGCUGAACAUUUGACUAACAGAACUAUGUAAGCUGAGAGCUUGUGUAAAUACUGUAAAUCUUCGACAAAUAAAAUACAAUUUAAUGUUAAAAAAAUAAAAACCCUCUGAUUUGACAAUGUCUGAAAAGAUAGAUGAAAAAUAAAGAGAAUGUAACUGUAUGAGAAA